UAUACUGUUACCAGCCUUGACAGGAAAAAAAAAAAUUAAGGAAAUGGCGGCCACUGGGGGGCCUGCUCGUGAUGGUGUCUUCAGGAGAUUUAUCCGGGGUACGGGGAUGCUUUACUUAUGCAUCAAGGGACCCCGGUUAUACCGAGUAUAUGUCCGGGGGCCAGCCAGGAGAGGCCGUGAGGAGAAUACGGAGGAGGAAGAAGCCGGGGCCUGGGAAUCAUUUUAUCAACCUCGUGCACUGGAGAAACACACAGACAGUAUCCUGGCAUGGGUUUCUGUUUUAUGGACCAUUUCAUAUUAUUCAACUCCACUUGCUGUCUUUUACAUGUACAGAAAAGGAUAUAUGAACAUGUCCAGGCUGGUGCCUCUAGGGCAGUACGGAGUAACAUUGCUGCUUCUGCUGGCAGGAGUAGGCUUUUUGAGAGGAGUGGGGAGAUGGACCAACCUUCAGUAUAUUCAAUUUAUUAACCUUUUAGAAAGAACAAAAUUUGAGAACAAUGAAGAGAAUAAGAAGUUACUCUCCAAUUACAACUUUGAUUUUCGUAGUUGGCCAGUGGAUUUCAUUUGGGCAGAAACCAGCAGUAAGGGUCAUCAGAUAAUAUCACCUAGAGGGGGAGUACCAUUGCUAAAACCUGAACCCCGCCCACGAGGAACUGCAGACAACUUAUUACAGAGAGUCCAGAAACUUCCAUGCCAAAUCAUUAGUUAUGUAGUUGCUCACUCCUUUGGCAGACGGAUGUUGUAUCCUGGUUCAGUAUACCUCCUGCAGAAAGCACUCAUGCCCAUGUUGCUGCAGGGGCAAGCUCGGCUAGUGGAAGAGUAUAAUGGGAAGCGUGCCAAGCUGCUGGCAUGUGAUGGUAAUGAGAUAGACACCAUGUUUUUUGAUCGCAGGAACACAGAAAAUAGACAUGGGAAAAAGCUGGUUGUCUGCUGUGAGGGAAAUGCUGGUUUCUAUGAAAUUGGUUGUAUAUCUACCCCCCUGGAAGCUGGCUAUUCUGUCCUUGGCUGGAAUCAUCCAGGAUUUGCUGGUAGCACGGGAGUACCUUUCCCCCAGAACGAAGCAAACGCCAUGGAUGUUGUAAUACAGUACGCUUUGUACCGGCUUGGAUUCAAACUUGAAGACAUUGUGCUAUAUGCCUGGUCUAUUGGGGGCUUCACAGCUACUUGGGCUUCCAUGAGUUAUCCAGACCUCAGCUCUGUUGUGCUUGAUGCUUCUUUCGAUGAUCUUGUUCCCUUAGCCCUGAAAGUAAUGCCGGAGAGUUGGAGAGGUUUGGUGACCAGGACAGUAAGGAAAUACCUAAACUUGAAUAACGCAGAGCAGCUUUGCAGGUAUCAGGGCCCAGUGUUACUGAUCAGAAGAACAAAAGAUGAAAUUAUCACAACCACAACACCCGAAGAUGUCUCCUCAAACAGAGGGAAUGAUCUGCUCAUUGCACUAUUACAGAAUCGCUAUCCAAAAGUGAUGACCGAUGACUCCAGGAGGGCGGUGAGGGAAUGGUUGGCUGCAUCCAAUCCUGUGCAGCAGGCCUCCAUAUAUAGUCAGUACGGAGUAGAAGAUGACUGGUGUCUAUCAGUUUUGCAGUCUUACAAGAGUGAAAGCCCAGAACCCUUCCCUUGGAGUGUUGGUGAAGAUAUGGAUCCUGAAGGAAGAAGGCAGCUCGCUUUAUAUCUAGCUCAGAAGCAUCUAAAGAGUUUUGAUGCCACCCAUUGUACCCCUCUUCCACCCAAUGCAUUUGAUACCCCAUGGAGAAUCUAACAUUUGGGCACAACCUGCAUAACAUAAGCACUGUUUUCUCAGAAGAAUUGGGAACUUAUGCUCUCUUCCUUGUAUACUGCAUCCUGCCUCGCAAGUUGCUACUCUGAAAUGGCAGCUAACCUGCAAAAAGAAAAAUGUCGGCCUUCCCAACCACCUCUCAUACCUCUUGGACUUUUUUUUUAAAAACAAAAAAAAUCAAUGGAUUUCCUUGAAAUGCGUAGUGACUCCUAGAAAUGGGAAUCUUGGUCAUUAAAAUGUGAAUGAUGCUUA
Molecule: messenger RNA, 2026 nt
Organism: Bombina bombina (fire-bellied toad)
Lineage: Eukaryota; Metazoa; Chordata; Amphibia; Anura; Bombinatoridae
Gene: ABHD16A
Product: abhydrolase domain containing 16A, phospholipase
Exons: 20
Coding region: 44-1756 (570 amino acids)
Biological process (GO): phosphatidylserine catabolic process; monoacylglycerol catabolic process
Cellular component (GO): endomembrane system
Molecular function (GO): glycerophospholipase activity; monoacylglycerol lipase activity
Source: RefSeq, a predicted model, not a curated record